Messenger RNA from Drosophila novamexicana, 1235 nucleotides. It is a transcript of the gene Vha36-3, whose product is annotated as probable V-type proton ATPase subunit D 2. The coding region runs from base 253 to 1005 and encodes 250 amino acids. Gene Ontology annotation, cellular component: proton-transporting V-type ATPase complex. The record is from RefSeq and is a predicted model, not a curated record. The transcript has 4 exons. NCBI's taxonomy places the organism in Eukaryota, Metazoa, Arthropoda, Insecta, Diptera, Drosophilidae. Gene Ontology annotation, molecular function: proton-transporting ATPase activity, rotational mechanism.
GCCGUUUUGUCCCAUUUCGCUGUCGUCUGCUUUGCUUUGCGGUUCUCGUUCUUAGUCUCGGCGCUCGUCCGUGUUUAUUUUUGUAUAUUUGUCGCAUAUACAUACAUAUAUAGUUUUGGUUAAUAUUUUGUUGUUCUUAUUUAUAGUUUACAGUUAUUGUUCUUGUUCUUGUCCUUGUUGUUGGCCAAAAGUCGGACCGACAGCUGGUCGAAAACGUAACUGCAACUUUAAGGGUAACGGUAAUUUGAAAUCAUGGCUGCCAAAGAUCGUCUGCCCAUAUUUCCAUCGCGCGGGGCACAAACUUUGAUGAAAUCGCGUCUGGCGGGCGCCACAAAGGGCCAUGGCCUACUUAAGAAGAAGGCCGACGCGCUGCAGAUGCGUUUUCGCCUGAUUCUGGGCAAGAUCAUUGAGACAAAGACGCUGAUGGGCCAGGUAAUGAAGGAGGCGGCCUUCUCGCUGGCGGAGGUCAAGUUCACGACGGGCGACAUCAAUCAGAUAGUGCUGCAGAAUGUGACCAAGGCGCAGAUCAAGAUACGCACCAAAAAGGAUAAUGUGGCCGGCGUAACGCUGCCGCUGUUCGAGCCAUAUCAGGAUGGCGUCGAUACCUACGAGCUGGCCGGGCUGGCGCGUGGCGGCCAGCAGCUGGCCAAGCUGAAGAAGAACUAUCAAAGCGCUGUCCGGCUGCUCGUCGAGCUGGCCUCGCUGCAGACAUCCUUUGUUACGCUGGACGAUGUCAUCAAGGUGACCAACAGGCGUGUCAAUGCCAUUGAGCACGUGAUAAUACCGCGCAUCAAUCGCACCAUCGAGUAUAUCAUCAGCGAACUGGACGAACUGGAGCGCGAGGAGUUCUAUCGCCUCAAGAAGAUACAGGACAAGAAGCGCGAGGCCCGCAAAUCGGCGGAUCUGGCGCGCGAGGAGCUGCGCCGCCAGGGCUAUAACGUGCCCUGCAGCGAGGAGGCGCAGAGUAUACUCGAGAACGAUGGCGACGAGGAUCUGCUCUUCUAGGCAAUACACCAGCCAAUACACACACACACCUACACACACACACACACACACACACCUACACACACACUACCUCAUUGGCAGAGUCUUUAUUCAAUUUCGUGCACAUUGUGCUCCAAUUUGUUCGGGUUCUGGUUCAGCAACUGGUUCGUUAUUGUUGUUGUUUUUGUUGUUACUGCUCUCGUCUCGUUGUUGUUGUUGUUGUCUGCAGCUAAUGAAAUUAUGUACACGUA